AAGUCAGACUCUGAGACGAAAGAAAGAUUGGCGAAAGUAGAAGAGCAGAAUUCAGCAUUAAAUAGUCGUGUCAUUGACCUACAAGCAAGGUCAAUGCGCGACAACUUAAUGUUUUAUAAUUUACCAGAGCAUGAGGACGAAAAUACGAACAACCUCAUACAUAACUUAUUACAAGAGCAACUUGGAAUAUCGGAUGCAAAGACUAUAAAGAUAGACCGUUCACACAGAAUAGGCCGAGGAACACCGGGAUCGAGAAGACCAAGAGCCAUUGUCGCGAAAUUUAAUUUUUACCCAGAUAAGGAACGUAUACUGGCUAACACGGAGCGAUUAAAGGGUACAGGAAUUGCAAUUUCUGAACAGUUCCCGGAGUAA
This is a messenger RNA of Paramuricea clavata, 372 nucleotides long. The record is from the annotation of a GenBank genome assembly. NCBI's taxonomy places the organism in Eukaryota, Metazoa, Cnidaria, Anthozoa, Malacalcyonacea, Plexauridae.